ACCGAGUCCACCCUCCACAGGCCACCGGGAAGGAACCACCGGCUCCCGUUGGCUCGGCUCGGCUCAGCUCAGCCCGCCACCGCCGUCCCUCCCCGCGACCGCGAUCCAGAUCCAGCCAGCUGCGCGCGUCGGCGUUGCCCCUUCCCCCUCGACGCCACUGCCGUGGAGUGGGGAUCAUCCGCCUGAACCGGGUCAACCGCUUCGUUCCUUGGUGGUGGGUAGCUGAUCGGGGGAGUUCGGAACCUUGCACUUACAGCUAUGUUCUCCUUGUUCUAUGGUCUAUGGAAGCAUGUCUUCAGCAAGACAGAGUUCCAUGUGCUUAUCCUCGGAGUUCACAAGUCUGGCAAGACGACCUUGCUAGAAAAGUUGAAGUCGAUCUACUUGAAGGGAGAAGGGCUUCCGCAUGAUCGUAUUGUUCCAACAGUUGGGCUUAAUAUUGGGCGUAUUGAAGAUGCGAAUGUAAAGCUUGUUUUCUGGGAUCUGGGAGGCCAGCCUGGCCUGCGAACAAUAUGGGAGAAAUAUUAUGAGGAGGCCCAUGCUGUAAUAUAUGUUAUCGACUCUGCUUCUGCAUCUUCAUUUGAGGAUGCUAAAUCUGCUCUCGAGAAAGUUCUCCGCCAUGAAGAUCUGCAUGGAGCGCCAAUACUCAUAUUUGCAAACAAGCAGGAUUCACCAGCAGCUGUCACGGAGGAAGAAUUGGCUAGACAUCUGCAUCUUAAGGAGUUAGAUGAGAGGCCAUGCAUGUUCCAGGCUGGAUCUGCCUUCGAUGGGACUGGGAUCAAACAUGGUGUUGACUGGUUGGUGGAGGAAAUGGAAAGGAGUAAACGCACUGAGGCACUAAGGGCGCGUACAGAAGCAGCUGGGAAGAUUUAACACCUCAACUCAGGCUAUCACCUGUGAUUUUCCAGAAUGCAAAGCAUCUGAGGAUGGCUCCUAUUAAAUCCAUGAAUAGAGACAAUUGUUCGGGUGGAGCCUCAUCUUUUCAGUCAGGCCCCAGGGUGCCCCCAGAAAAGAUUUCUUGGUUGAGCUGCUCUUGCAGUUUUGUCGUAGGAUGUCCAUUGUAGCAAUGGCAGGGCCGCAGGGGUGACCGUUGAUUGGGUUUGUUGACCUGCGUAGCACUUAAGAUUGUGUAUCUAAAGUUGUAGGGGUUCGUGUUCAUGUGAUUAUGCAUGGAUAUACUGAGUGACAGCAUGGAGCAUAAAGAUGAUUUGUACAUUCGUCAUGUUCAUCGAAUGUCUUAUGACUUUCAUCAAAAGAAAGAUACAGCGAGAUAUCAAUCGCAAUAGAUGUUCUCCUAUCCAAAA
Molecule: messenger RNA, 1301 nt
Organism: Sorghum bicolor (sorghum)
Lineage: Eukaryota; Viridiplantae; Streptophyta; Magnoliopsida; Poales; Poaceae
Product: ADP-ribosylation factor-related protein 1
Exons: 7
Coding region: 259-870 (203 amino acids)
Biological process (GO): Golgi to plasma membrane protein transport; intracellular protein transport; protein localization to organelle
Cellular component (GO): Golgi apparatus
Molecular function (GO): GTP binding; GTPase activity
Source: RefSeq, a predicted model, not a curated record